AUGACCGACAAUAAUCCACCACAAAACCAGGGAACACACCCGAAUAGUCAAACACCACAAGACGACAUUAAUUGGGAAAACCCACCGAAGAAAAGAAAGUGUCUGAGAUUAACCUCAAUCAUGAUAUUCGUUGCGGCUGGUAUAGGAAUAAUUACUUACGGCGUCAUUGAGAGAACUAUAACCGAAUACGAAGCUGAUAAUGACAACUGCGCAAUGAUCAAAAAGGAAAAUAUUACAUGCUACACAAAGAAAGAAAAGACAACUUAUCCAGUUCUUUUUAACCUUAGCUUAGGAUUGUUUUCCAUCAUACUCGGCACUAUUGUUGAUCGCUUAUCCAUUUUCGUUCAAGAACUCUUUCAGUUGCAAAGUCGUUACAAUGGAGAAUAUUGUAAGGUGUUUAAAUCAUGUUUCAGAGGAGUCCAUUGGGCUGCCAUCUUUGCUGUAAUCGGAUUCCUCGUAAUAAUCGUCUGCCUAAUUUACGGGUUGGGGAGAGAACCGUCAUUUCAUCUUGUAGACAUAAUUUAUAUCUUAGGCGGAAUCGGUGUUGGCCCACUUCUAAUACACUUGCUUAACCUCAAUACAAACUCCGAAGUUGACGUUUCAAUAAUUUUGGAGGAAAUGGAGAUGUAUCCAGGUUACACUCUGGCGUGGUCAUAUUAUUUCAAUCACCUGGUACCUGCAGUGCACAUAUUAAACGAUGAGAUAAAAAAACGACAAAAGCAGCGGAGAGGAAUAACACUAUCGCUGCAUAAACUGCUUUUGCUCUUACCCCCUAGUACACAUUUAGCUGACAUUGCCGAAUUGACUUCCAAGGACGAACAAAUUAAUAAAUUAGGUUGGAGCCCUUACCCGUUUCCUGUUUAUGAAUUCACAAAUUAUGACAAAAAAUGUUUUGCUAUGCAAUGCGUCAACGAACCUAUAAAGGCCUUGAGGUAUAUGAAAGAAUUAGAACGCAUCAAAUUCGUAACACGCGAUACUUACAAAGAGGAAGUAAAACGCUUUUACAAAACACUGUGUGAAAUUAUAGAAGACCCACCAGACGACCAAUGUGCAAUGAUGGGUCUCGUCGUGCCUGUGACAGUGAGAACUGGAGAUACGGAAAAAUUACAAGGCGGAGGACUCGCACGGAUUAUUAUGGAUAAAGUUAACGCACAAUCUGCACCAAAUGAACGCGAAAGUAGCAGUCGUUGCUGUUUUCGUUGUUGUUGUUGUUUCUGCUGCUGCUCAAAUGAUGAUGAAGAAUCCGAGCAGCAUAUGCUUUCUGCAGAAAGUGACGAGCAGGAUGCACCUGUAACACCCGUUGAUGUUGAGGCUACUUCCAGUACGUCAAAGGAAUGGCAAGAAGUUGUGUGA
This is a messenger RNA of Paramuricea clavata, 1353 nucleotides long. Lineage: Eukaryota; Metazoa; Cnidaria; Anthozoa; Malacalcyonacea; Plexauridae. The record is from the annotation of a GenBank genome assembly.